GCGCCGGGGCCACAGUGUGGGGUGUGUUUGAGCAAGAGACACAGAAAAGUUAGCAGCGGAUUUUUUGGGCGUCUGACCUGCAGCAGCAUCCGUCGAAAGCAUCAUGGCAAACAAAGCACAGCAGCCUCCUCACCUGCACUUGGCCGAGGUCACCGCGUCCCAGUUCCUCGACAUUUGGAAACAUUUCGACGCUGAUGGUAAUGGCUACAUUGAGGGAAAGGAACUGGAGAACUUCUUCAGGGAGCUGGAGAUGGCCCGGAGAGGAGCAGGGGUGGACCCUUCAAACCCCAUAUUCAGAGAAAAGAUGAAGGAGUUCAUGCAGAAGUUUGACAAGAACAAAGAUGGACGAAUUGAGAUGUCAGAGCUGGCCCAGAUUCUUCCAACUGAAGAGAACUUCUUGCUCUGCUUCAGAGAGUUUGUCAGCUCCAGUGCUGAGUUUAUGGCGGCAUGGCGGCGAUAUGAUACAGAUCGCAGUGGCUACAUUGAAGCAAACGAACUGAAGGGCUUUCUGUCAGACCUGCUGAAGAAGGCUAACAGACACUACGAUGACCAGAAGCUCCAGGAGUACACACAGACCAUACUCAGGAUGUUUGAUCUGAAUGGAGAUGGGAAGUUGGGCCUGUCAGAGAUGGCAAGGCUUCUCCCUGUUCAGGAGAAUUUCUUACUCAAAUUCCAGGGUGUCAAGUUGACCACUGAGCAGUUCAAUGCCAUUUUUGCAUUCUAUGACAAGGAUGGGAAUGGCUACAUUGAUGAGCAGGAGUUGGAUGCCCUGCUACGAGACCUUUACCAGACAAACAAGAAGGAUGUGGACGUGAAGAACCUGACGGGCUACAAGCAGAGCAUCAUGACCCUGUCUGACGGAGGGAAGCUCUACCGUGGCGAGCUGGAAAUUGUCCUCUGCAAGGAGCCAAAUGUGUGACUCGUCCUCCUCUCUUGUUGUGUAUCCUCAUUUUUUCUGCCUGCCCUACCCUGCACUCCUGAGACCACACCCACAUCCAGCUGCCUGGCCAAAUAGACCAGGUGCAUGUGCCAGACACUCCCUACAUCAUUUCCCCAAC
Perca fluviatilis (European perch) is the source of this 1058-nucleotide messenger RNA. It is a transcript of the gene calb2a, whose product is annotated as calbindin 2a. The coding region runs from base 104 to 919 and encodes 271 amino acids. The record is from RefSeq and is a predicted model, not a curated record. The transcript has 11 exons. NCBI's taxonomy places the organism in Eukaryota, Metazoa, Chordata, Actinopteri, Perciformes, Percidae. Gene Ontology annotation, biological process: regulation of presynaptic cytosolic calcium ion concentration; regulation of long-term synaptic potentiation. Gene Ontology annotation, cellular component: cytosol; synapse; terminal bouton. Gene Ontology annotation, molecular function: calcium ion binding.